AGAUUUGACACUUGAAUGAAACAUUCUGAGACAGCUGCCAAACCAAAACAAACCCCAAACGCCGGUAACCGGACGCAUUGCUUGCUGUGUUGGGUGACAAGUUUUCGUUUGCGCCAAACAUCUUCGCGGUCUUAGUUGGAUUUUGAGAACUUUCGUUGACUUUGAAUAUCUCGUGAUGUCUGCUGAUCGAAAAUCUACCGAAAUCGAGUACGUAACGUUGAUAAGUGACGAGUCGGACGGUGAAACGGGUGAAUUGGCGGGCGUCGGUGGCCAGAAAAGUCGCGAGUUGCCUAGCAGCACGUUAAAGGGAGUCUCGGAGGAUGCUGUGAUGGAGAACCAAUCGCUGGCAACCUCUGACGAGGGGGAUGCCGGGCGGAGGAUGAGUCGCCGGAAGCGCGCCAAGGUUGAGUAUUUUGUCUCGAAAACCUCCGCGGAACAGGAAAAUAAGCCGGCGGCAAGCACUUCAGGCGUAGAGAAAAAGCCGGACAAGUCGGAGAUGACGAUGCGGUCUCGCAAGCGGGAACAUUCCCGGAGUCCACCUAAGGAUGCUGAAAACAAGGACUCGAAAGAAAACCAAGCCGAGUCCCCCUACAAGGAAAUUCUCACUGGACUUGAAGGAGCUGCCUUCCAAUCUCGGUUACCGUUCGACAAGAUGACCUCGGCCGAGGCCGCCUGCUUCGCUGACAUUGCCAAAACGGGGCUAGUGGCUCAGCGAGUUUUCCUGAAUAUUAGGAACCGCCUCCUUCAAAUGUGGAUCGAGAACCCGAAAGUGCAACUAACUUUCGAAAACGCACUGGCUGACAUGGAGUCGCCAUUCGAUAGCGACCCGCAACUGGUCAGGAAGAUUCACGCUUUCCUUGAGCGCCAUGGCUUCAUCAACUUCGGAAUAUUCAAACGGCUGAAGUCGAUCCCGACGAAGAAGUUGGCGAAAGUGAUUGUAAUUGGAGCCGGAAUUUCUGGCUUGGCAGCAGCGCAGCAAUUGCAGCAAUUUGGGAUGGACGUUAUCGUGCUGGAGGCUCGCGACCGGGUUGGCGGGCGAAUCGCUACUUUCCGGAAAAACAAUUACAUCGCAGAUUUGGGAGCAAUGGUUGUGACGGGAAUUUGGGGAAAUCCAAUGACGAUCCUAAGCCGGCAGACCGGAAUGGAGAUGGUGCCAAUUCGACAAGCUUGCCCGUUGUAUGGAGCCGGAGGAAAGCCUGUACCGAAACAUAAGGAUGAUAUGGUCGAACGAGAAUUUAACCGCCUUUUGGAAUCAGCCAGUUAUUUAUCGCAUCAGCUUGAUUUCAAUUACGCUGGCAAUAAUCCGGUGUCGUUAGGUCAAGCGCUGGAAUGGAUUAUCAAGUUGCAAGAGAAGCACGUGAAAGAGAAGCAGGUGCAGCAUCUCAUCAAUGUCAUUAAUACCCAGAAAAAUAUAAUUGAAAACCAACAUAAAGCUGGUGAACUGAUUAAGAAAGUUAGCGAGCUGAAGGCAACCUAUGAGAAAUUGGUGGAGAUUAGGUCCCAAAAAGCAGCAGAUAGUGAGCACAAUAGUAUCGAACACGAAUUUAAGAUUCGAUUAACACAAUACGAAUGGAAUAAGGCUUGGGCCGAAUUGGAAGGCAUAAAUUCUCAGGAGGAGUCGUUCUCCGCAAAACUGAAGGAGUUGGAGUUGAACCCACCAAGUGAUGUGUACUUAUCAUCGAAGGAUCGUCAAAUUUUGGAUUGGCAUUUUGCUAACUUGGAGUUUGCUAAUGCUACACCUCUCAACAAUCUCUCCCUGAAACAUUGGGAUCAAGACGACGACUUCGAGUUUAUCGGAAACCACACAACAGUGCGAAACGGAUAUUCGUGUGUGCCGAUAGCAUUGACGGAAGGUUUGGAUAUACGCGUCAACACAGCUGUUAAAACCAUUAAAUACUUCCCGGGAGGGGUUGAGAUAACAACGGAGAACCUGAAGACGAACAACUCAUCUGUAACCUACAAAGCUGACCUGGCAUUAUGUACGCUGACCCUGGGCGUUCUCAAAGUAGCUGUGUCGAAGAUGUCGCAGAACCAGGUGAAUACCGUGCGGUUCGAGCCACCAUUGCCGGAUUGGAAGCAGGAAGCAAUUCAACGUCUUGGCUUCGGAAAUCUCAACAAAGUUGUGCUUUGCUUCGAUCGAAUCUUUUGGGAUCCCACUUCGAAUUUAUUCGGCCAUGUGGGGAGCACGACGGCAAGUCGAGGUGAACUGUUUCUGUUCUGGAGCAUCUAUCAAUCGCCAGUGCUUUUGGCACUGGUCGCUGGACAAUCGGCCGCUAUCAUGGAAAAUGUGUCCGACGACGUGAUAGUGGGUCGUUGCAUAGCCGUUCUCAAGGGAAUUUUUGGCAACGCUUCAGUGCCUCAGCCGAAGGAAACAGUCGUUACAAGGUGGCGCGCAGACCCAUGGGCACGCGGCUCAUACAGCUUCGUAUCAGUUGGAUCAUCGGGCAGCGACUAUGAUUUGCUAGCAUCGCCUGUGACACCGCCAUCAGCGGAUGGCUCUUCCGAGGAGGAUCCGAAAGAAAUGCCACGACUAUUUUUUGCAGGUGAACACACAAUCCGGAAUUAUCCCGCCACGGUGCAUGGAGCCUUCUUGAGUGGACUACGGGAAGCUGGGCGAAUUGCCGACUAUUACCUGGGCUUUCCUUGGGAGACUGGACAGGAGGAAGCUGCAAGCCGGCAUUAAAGUCGAAAAGCAUUUCAACGGAUUAUGUAAUUUGUAGACUAUAAUUUUCGUGUUUUACUUUAAUGUUCCUUUCCUAAUUCCACUUUCUAGUUUAGAGAGCACAAACGUACUUCUUGCGCUUUUAUUGAAUUUUUAGUAUUAUCACAUCCAAUUGUCUGUAUCUAGAUUAAAUUUUGCCAUAGAAUAGAUCUUAUUGUAUGUUUUUAUAUGUGCACAAAUAAAUCGACAUUCUACAGAAAGA
Molecule: messenger RNA, 2924 nt
Organism: Hermetia illucens (black soldier fly)
Lineage: Eukaryota; Metazoa; Arthropoda; Insecta; Diptera; Stratiomyidae
Gene: Su(var)3-3
Product: possible lysine-specific histone demethylase 1
Exons: 10
Coding region: 176-2683 (835 amino acids)
Biological process (GO): regulation of DNA-templated transcription
Cellular component (GO): nucleus
Molecular function (GO): flavin adenine dinucleotide binding; protein binding; oxidoreductase activity
Source: RefSeq, a predicted model, not a curated record